Glycine soja is the source of this 1943-nucleotide messenger RNA. RefSeq names its product protein DETOXIFICATION 56-like. The transcript has a single exon. Gene Ontology annotation, molecular function: xenobiotic transmembrane transporter activity; antiporter activity. Gene Ontology annotation, cellular component: membrane. The record is from RefSeq and is a predicted model, not a curated record. NCBI's taxonomy places the organism in Eukaryota, Viridiplantae, Streptophyta, Magnoliopsida, Fabales, Fabaceae. Gene Ontology annotation, biological process: xenobiotic detoxification by transmembrane export across the plasma membrane. The coding region runs from base 113 to 1636 and encodes 507 amino acids.
UCUUUUGUUUUAUAUAAGAUUGGUUGCUUAACCAAUCUUAUAUAAAACAAAAGAAACACGCUAGUGAAACUUCACAACACAACAAUCAUACCAUAACAUUAUCUCAGCAAAAAUGUCAGCAACAUCUAAACAAGUAGAGAACCUAAGCACAAACGAUAAGGCUAACCAUCGGCCCUCAUCUCCUUCAUCACACACUAAAAAAUGCCCUUUCAAUGCAAAUUUCAUAAAGAUGGUACUAGAAGAGCUAAGAGUUCAACGAGGGAUAGCCCUUCCUCUUGUGGCCAUGAACUUGGCUUGGUUUGCCAAGACAGCCAUAACAACAGCUUUUCUUGGCCACCUUGGGGAGCUGAACUUAGCCGGUGGCGCUCUCGGGUUCAGUUUUGCUAAUAUCACCGGCUUCUCCGUCUUGAACGGUCUAAGCGGCGCCAUGGAACCAAUCUGUGGGCAAGCGCAUGGAGCCAAGAACGUGAGGCUCCUCCACAAGACCCUUCUCAUGACAACCCUCUUGUUGCUUUUGGCAUCACUCCCCAUAUCUUUCAUGUGGUUGAACGUUGACAAGAUUUUGAUUUGUUUUGGCCAACAACAAGAGAUCUCAACCGUGGCCAAAACCUAUGUUUCCUAUCUCAUACCUGACUUGUUGGUCACUUCACUCCUUUGUCCCUUAAAAACCUACCUCAGCUCUCAGUGCAUGACUCUUCCCACCAUGUUUAGUUCUGCUGUGGCACUAGCCUUUCACAUACCCGUUAACAUAGUACUCUCCAAAACCAUGGGACUCCGAGGAGUUUCGAUUGCGGUUUGGAUAACCGAUCUCAUGGUUAUGGUUAUGCUGGCGGUUUAUGUUGUGGUUCUUGAGAGAAGAAAUGAGGGCAUGUUGUGGAAGGAAGGAGGGUGGUGGGAUCAGAAUGUGAUGGAUUGGAUUAGGCUAAUGAAGCUUAGUGGGUCAUGCUGCCUCAACACGUGCCUUGAGUGGUGGUGUUACGAGAUUCUAGUUUUGCUCACUGGCCACUUGGCAAACGCAAAACAAGCCCUGGGGGUUCUGGCCAUUGUGUUGAACUUUGACUAUUUGCUUUACUCAGUGAUGCUUUCUCUAGCCACGUGUGUUUCCACUCGUGUGUCCAAUGAGCUUGGUGCUAAUAGUGCUGGUCAAGCUUAUAAAUCAGCACGUGUGUCUUUGGCAGUGGGUGUUAUAUCGGGUUGUAUCGGUGGUUCCAUGAUGGUGGCUUCUAGAGGGGUUUGGGGGAAUUUGUUUAGCCAUGAUAAAGGGGUUGUAAAGGGUGUGAAGAAGACAAUGUUUUUGAUGGCUCUGGUGGAAGUGUUUAAUUUUCCUGUGACGGUUUGUGGAGGCAUAGUGCGAGGGACUGCAAGACCAUGGCUAGGAAUGUAUGCCAAUAUUGGUGGAUUCUACUUCUUGGCCUUACCAUUGGGUGUGGUUUUUGCCUUCAAGCUUCGUUUAGGACUUGCUGGACUCAUUAUAGGAUUCUUGAUUGGUGUUGUUGCAUGCUUGAUUUUGUUGUUAACAUUUAUUGUGAGAAUAAAUUGGGUGCAAGAAGCUACCAAGGCACAAAUGUUAGUAUGUAUUCCCGCACAGGUACAGGAACAAGUUCCAAGAAAUCAGGUAAAUGAACUUGUACGUUGAAAGAAACCUCUAUGGCUCUAUCACCCCAAAUUCAUAUAUAACAACACUUGGGGUGAGAAGAAUUAGACAUGUACAAUAUGCUAAGUCCCUUCUCAAUCUCACUAGUAUUUGUGAUCUCGGGUGUUUUCUGAAUCAUAUCAUUGCUAGUUGUAAUUGUAGUAACGGAUGCAGUGGAACUUCAGAUUUGAAAAUUAGAAGAUUAAUGCAUUUUAAAUCAAUAGGUAGAACAAGACGUUGGUCUACGUACUAAUGUUAUAAUUGUGUCAAAUGAUCAUAAUGCAAUCAAGGCAAAACUAUUCUAUUCAUA